GACUGACAAGACUAUCAUCAACUAUCAAGUAAAACUCCGGCGUGGUCGCUCUCAGGUUUCGCUCUAAUCAUGUUGUUGCGGCGUUAACGGUUGUAACGGCUGCAACCUGUAUGCUGUAACUUCACCGAGAAAUCUCAGCGUGAUCGUUAGCCAACUGGACCGUCGCUCCAAGACAAACAUCUAGAAUGCCGGAUAAGAAAUGAAGCUUUUCAAGCUGAUAAUGCAUCAGAAGAACUUCAGCGAGGAAGACCUGAUCGUCAACCCGAAGGAUUACCCCGGUAUAACAACCGGCGACGUCGUCGAGAUUUACCAUCCCGAGGAUGAGUUCAGCCGCCUGUUGCUGCAAGUCACGUCUUUGAAGGAGGACCUCCAGAGCCGCGAGACUAUCAGUGUCGAGAGUAACAUAGCGUCAAUGUUCCAGCUGCGUACAUUCGCCGAUGUAUACAUGAACAAAGUAAAUCCGGACGACUUGGCUCUAGAUUCCAUAGAGUUGACGUUCAAGGAGCAGUACCUGGGCCGCAGCGAGAUGUGGCGUCUGAAAAACAGCUUGGUAAACACUUGCGUGCACAUGAAUAAGAAGAUAGAGUUUUGCAGCGGUAGUAUACGUUGUCAAGUGUACGAGAUGUGGUCACAGGGCGAUCGUGUUGCCUGCGGCGUUAUAACCGACGACACCAAAGUGGUGUUCCGCUCGUGUACAAGCAUGGUAUACUUGUUCAUUCAAAUGAGCUCUGAAAUGUGGGACUUUGACAUACACGGAGAUCUCUACUUUGAGAAAGCGGUCAACGGAUUCCUGGCGGAUUUAUUUCAAAAGUGGAAAAAGAACAGCAUCAAUCACGAGGUUACCAUUGUACUGUUCUCAAGGACCUUCUACAAUGCGACCUGUUUGGAGGAAUGUCCGAAUCACAUGAGGGAGUGUCUCCAGCAAGAUCACAGAGGGAGAUUUUACGAAGAUUUUUACAGAGUUGCGGUGCAAAACGAAAGAUUUGAGGAUUGGAGUAAUAUCUUGGUGCAACUGCGUAAACUGUUUACCGAUUAUCAAAAAAUUGUUCUGGAAUAUCACCAGAGGCCAGGUAUUAGCAUACCUAAGGCAGUAAAUUCCACUGCAGCGCAAGGCAAUUUUCUGGAGAUGUUAAAUAUGUCUCUGAACGUUUUUGAAAAACACUAUUUAGACCGCAGUUUUGACAGAACCGGUCAGUUAUCUGUAGUUAUUACACCUGGAGUUGGAGUCUUUGAGGUUGACAGGGAGCUGACAAAUGUGACAAAGCAGAGAAUCAUUGAUAACGGUGUAGGAAGUGAUUUGGUAUGCGUUGGAGAGCAACCGCUUCACGCGGUUCCGUUAUUGAAGUUUCAUAACAAAGAUUCCUCUAUAAACGCGCCUGAUGACUACAGCAUGCCUCACUGGAUAAAUCUCAGUUUCUAUUCCACGAACAAAAAGAUUCCCUAUUCCACAUUUAUCCCGCGAAUAAAGCUGCCGCAGAAGAUGUCGAAACAUCUGACGGAUAACGAAAAAUUACAUUGCAAAACUAGACUCUUGCAAGAAGAUCCAAGAGAGUGUCUACACAAUACGUUAUUCGAUUAUGAUGCCUAUGACGCACAAGUGUUCCAACUACCAACAGCUCAUACUUCAAGUGUACAAAGGAUAAAUACGAGGAGGAAAAAGACAAGCGUGGUGUGCCUUGAAACUCAUAAUAAUGGCCAUCUGUUAAAGCUCUUGAAGCGCAAAAUGUCAGAUCCCGAUAUACAUCACCCACCACCUGAAACACAUUCACCGCCGAUUCUCGCAUUACGGAGUGCCGCGAUAACGAUACCGCACAAAACAGAUGACGAUAACGCUAAAUCUAACGAGGAUAGAACUGGUGUAUCCAGAACACCGGUCAAGAGCGAUUUAACCGACUCUGAGAUAUCCCCGCCCUUUAGACCUGUCGUUGGUAGCGCUGGUAGCCCGACGAACUCAAUUUCUCAGCCGACAAAUAUACUUCGGCCUGGUAGAGCAUUAAUCAACCCUUUUGAUCCAUCACAUGUUACCAUCAAACUUACCAGCAACAGACGACGGUGGACUCACAUAUUUCCGAAAGGGCCUACGGGAGUUCUAAUACAGCAACAUCACUAUCAAGCUGUUCCAAUACAAACGUUGGAGUCACAAAGUGAGGCUACUCUAUCGACCAUAAGUGGAUCCUCGAUGGAAGCUGGGACGGCGAACAAUUCAAAUCAGAUUUCAAGAUCAGUAUCUCAAACGGGAUUUCAAGAUCACACAAAAGGGAAACCGCGAUCUAAUCCUAUAACUAAUGGAGAUAAAGCUGCGAAUCCUUUAGCUAUGGCGAAUAAAAGUCUUACUCUUUUGUGGGGCGCUACUGGUGAGCAGGAAUGGACACCUGCUCUAACAACAGCAGUCAUAGGGGUCGACUGGAAAUCUUUAACAAUUCCUGCGUGUCUGCCCAUCACUACCGAUUACUUCCCAGACAAGCGAAGCUUACAAAACGAUUAUGUCGUGUCUGACUACAAUCUUCUCCCGGACGACGUUAACGCUGAUUUUGCCCAACAGCGAGCGAUCUACAAGACACCAUUAACCACUGUAGAAGUGUUUAAAGAGUUGGUCUCGCAACGUUUAUCCCAGGGUUUCCAGCUGAUUAUCUUACCGCCAAACAAGAAUCAAAGCAACACUACUGGCAGCAAUGCCGUUCCCGCAAUUAGCACGAUAAUGCGCGGCAGACAGACUGAAUCUGAGCCUAAAGAGGAAUAUCUACUUAGCAUUGGAAGAAUUUUUCACAAAAUAUCACUGUUCGAUAAUUCUAUAACAGUUACGAGAUACCGUCCACGGCAUCCUUACCCACCCUUCAAUAUUCACUAUCAAUAUCGAUUUCACGCUCCGCAUCACGAUACGUACGAGGUCUCGUGGGUAUCUUUCACCACAGAAAAACUUGAGACCUAUAACUGGAAUUAUUUAGACCACUACAUUUGCACACGGGGCCAUACCGAUUUUGCUGUAGUGGAAGAUCUCAAAUAUGCUUUCUUUCAGGCUCUCAAGUACUGGAGGUUUCGAGUAUUUCUAUUACCAUAUAAUAAUCCUGCAACCCGCAAAAUUUUAGAUAGUUCUACAAGAUGCGACAUAUACACUCCGUUCAGUAAUGCCGAACAGGCAUCGUUAAUGGACGGCUUUCUACGCUUCAUCGAGGGAUGGCUGAACAAAAUACGACGGCCGAAUCCCAACAAAAACUGGAGCCCUACAGCUCUAGGUGGUGUCCCUCCAAGAGAUCCUGCCUCUCAUUUGACCAGACGCAGGCACAGCACGAGCCUGAUAUUCCUCACUAACCAGACCAAUCUAGUCGGCAGCUCUCCUUUCAGGGAGCGACUCGGGAGCAACCGUCUGCCAGAGAAACCGAGACCAAGAUCUGGUUCCAAAGUGAUGGACAGAGGACGCGUGUCGCCUGCCAGUGAAGCUGUUUUGCCGUUGUCACUCGAGCAACAGCAGCAGGAUCAUUUUGACUCCAACGACGACUGUGCAAAUCAAGAGCUGACCAAGAUAAAAAGCAAUGCAACGAACGUGGAAAUUUUGGAAGCCAUGAAACACCCUCAAACCGGUGUUGGCUUCUUAACACAACAUCCCUCGCUCCCUAGCCAAACGUUUGUUAUCACCGAUGCGAUCCAGUGGCUGAACAACCAUAUAGAAGGCAGCACGGGGAUCAAACAGAGUAUUAAUAUCCUAAAGGGAAUGAUUGAAGAUAAAUUGAUAUGCCAUGCGUCCGGCGAUUUCUCGCAAAAAUUUACCUUGGGAUAUUAUUUGUAUCACAUCGUGCAGGAUAAGGAAAAUCAAAAAGCUGCCGACUAUUCUGCUCCGCUGGGGAAUCUGCAAAGUUUCGAGAACGAGUGGGUGGAAGUGGAGAUGAGACCACCGAAAGGGUGGUGCGAACCAACGUCUUCGACGACAGCGUCGACGCCCAUAACAAUACCUAGUUGCGACGCUAUUGACGAAUCCAACGUUCCAUCUUUUCUCAGAGACGACAUAGAUUUGAACGAAUCGAUAGAUGAUAGAAGUUUCACAGUGCCAUUGUAUAAACAUACUCAUCUUGAUAUCGACAUCAAUAAUAAAAGCGACAGGAUUGAAUGGGGUCACUUGAGAUACCAGUCCAUUUACAAAGUAGACAGUGCUUACGAACUCGUAGUACAAUGGGUCGCAUCAUCUGGUAGUAUAGUGGCCGAUCUGAUAUUCGUUUGGCAACGCAAGGCUCAAAUGUGCGGGAUACAGAUGAUACCGAUUCCCAACGAUUUGUUGGCGCUGCCAUAUACCUUAAAGAGCGAUCCUCUGAGAGGGCCUGUUUUCAUACCACUCGAUACGGAAUGCCUAAUGACAAAUAAGCGGCACCUCUUUGAAGAAUUCCGAGAAGAUACCUAUGCACAAAGGUUGUUUUUAUUCCAAGAGGCAAUUCUGCAGAGAUUCGGCUUCAUGCCGUGCUUAGUCGAGAAUAUCGAAAAUGACCGCCAGUACGUUCACAUCACUGGUAACGCAUUUAUAUUAGUGCCAUCCACCACGAGUACGCGGCCACGUCCACGAACCGGUACCAAUGUCGUGCGGCGAAACACUGGGCAGAAAAGAUACCCGAUUCACCCGGACCAGUCUAGUCCGCACGAAGCAUACAUUACCAGACACGUUGGUGGAAAGAAGGACGAUCACAGCACAGAUAGGAAAGUAGGUUUUUUGUGGUCUUGGAAUCAUAUGGUCAGCCGCAAAUGGAAAUCGUUAUCUGUUGCGGCGGGCGACGAAGUUUUCCAGAAGAAAAUCAUACAGGAUUUUCGACACUUCUGUUCCAAUGGAGAUAAUAGACUUAAAGAGUUUUGGGAAUCUUGUUGGGAGUUAAAGGAAAAAACUUGUACAAAAGCAAAGUAGCAAGAUAUCGUUUCUUAACGGUUUUUCAUCCAAAGAUUUAUCAUCGAUCAUUUGUGUAAAUUUUAAUCAUUAUCGUCAUUCGACUGUUAGUUUCAAUUUAUCGAAAGUGCAAUUAUACAAUAACGUUUUUAAUAUGUAGUUGAUAGCUCUUGUAAGCAGGAUGAAAGUAUACUAUUAUAUAUAAUAUAUACUAUUAUAUAUAUAUACUAUUAUCUGUAUAUUAUAUUAUUUAAGCGCUAGAAUGAUUCAUGGUUUGAAAUUCGUAUUUGGUUAUGAGAUUCGUAAAUAAUAUGAACGCAGACUCGUCGAGUUUGCAUUCGUUGUUUAUUAUUCAUGCCAGCGGAGCGACUUUUUAACAAAAUCAAAAAGUGCAAAUCACUACGAAUUAGUCAAUUUAUAUUGAUCGUACAUAAAACUACCAUACAAACAAUAAAUCAUGAAUUGCAGAUGAUCUGCGCUAGCGUUAUGAUUAAACGAAACAAUGGCGAAUCUGGACGAUUAAAUGAAACAAUGGAUGUCUGGUCAUUGUUAUUCGAGAGUGAGAAAAGCUAGGAUAUUUUUAAAACUGUAGGAUUGAGAAAAGAAGAAAGAAAUGCAAAUCAAGUUGUGGAUAUU
This is a messenger RNA of Vollenhovia emeryi, 5497 nucleotides long. RefSeq names its product DEP domain-containing protein 5 (gene Iml1). Gene Ontology annotation, cellular component: GATOR1 complex; lysosomal membrane. The transcript has 25 exons. Bases 200 to 4882 code for a protein of 1560 amino acids. The record is from RefSeq and is a predicted model, not a curated record. Gene Ontology annotation, molecular function: GTPase activator activity. Lineage: Eukaryota; Metazoa; Arthropoda; Insecta; Hymenoptera; Formicidae. Gene Ontology annotation, biological process: negative regulation of TORC1 signaling; intracellular signal transduction; cellular response to amino acid starvation.